Molecule: messenger RNA, 1748 nt
Organism: Xiphophorus maculatus (southern platyfish)
Lineage: Eukaryota; Metazoa; Chordata; Actinopteri; Cyprinodontiformes; Poeciliidae
Product: excitatory amino acid transporter 3-like
Exons: 14
Coding region: 1-1491 (496 amino acids)
Biological process (GO): L-glutamate transmembrane transport
Cellular component (GO): plasma membrane
Molecular function (GO): L-glutamate transmembrane transporter activity; glutamate:sodium symporter activity; neutral L-amino acid transmembrane transporter activity
Source: RefSeq, a predicted model, not a curated record
AUGAUUAUAUUGAAAGAGAGCCUGUUUCAGGGCUUUACCCUGAUGAUGAUUGCCUUAGGGUUAGGUAUUGGGUUUUUGCUGAGGCUUAUGGUUUCUGUAACUCAAGAUCAAAUGGACUGGAUCAAAUUCCCGGGAGAUUUGUUUUUUAACCUGCUUCAGUUAUUUGCUGUCCCUCUCAUUGUGACAAGUGUGAUGGCAGAAGUAAGUGGAUUAAACAGCAGAUUGCCUGGGAGAUCAGCCGUCUUCCUAACAACGUACAUCUGUGGCUCCACCAUUCUGGCCGUAACUCUCGGAAUGAGUCUAGUGCUCCUGGUCAAGCCUGGUAUGGAUCACACAACCGGCAAAACAACCGUUAACAUAAAUAUGCCAUCCUCCUCUAUGCAUGUGAUUUUCAUGGAUCUUAUUAGACUCUCCUUUGACUCGCAUAGGAACGUGGUUCCAGAGAGCUUCGUUCAGGCUUUCUACGAGCAUUACAAGACAGAGAUUGUUCAGGUUAAAAUGAAUAUUCCUAGACACUACCUUGAUCCAGCGCAGAAUGGCACUGAGACACGACUGAUGGGCAAUUAUGUCCCUGGAGCCAACAUGGUAGGACUGAUCGCCUCGUCUUUCACCAUCGGCAUCAUGUUAAACAAGGCGGGACUCAAGGCCAAAGCCACUGUGAAGUUCAUUAAAUGCCUCAGCAUUGCACUAAAAAUCAUUUUCAACUGGAUCCUGUGGUACUUGCCAAUCGGCCUUUUGUUCCUGGUUGUGGAAUACGUGUUGGACAUUAGCGACUGGACCGUUAUCAUUAAACUUAUCAGGCUUACAGGGGUCAUUUUUCUGGGGCUCGCAAUCCACUCCUUUCUUGUUCUUCCAUUGAUUUUCUUCGUGUUCACCAAACAGAACCCCUUUCUCAUCUUCUUCCAGAUUUCCAAGGCUUUGUUCACCUCAGCAAUCUUGGCGUCCAGCGCCGCCACUCUGCCUGUCACCAUUCAAUGCUGUGAAGCAAACGUGAAGGUCAAUACGAAACUCUGCCGGCUCAUGUUGCCAAUGGUCAGCAGCAUCAACAUGAACGGGAUGGCGCUGUAUGAAGUGGUCGCUGUCCUCUUUAUUGCCCAGAUAAGUGACAUCCUUUUGGAUGUCACCCAGAUCAUCACCAUUUGCUUGACCUGUUGCAUUUCAAGCUUUGGAGCCGUAGGAGUUCCAGCAACCGGAUCUGCAACCACUAUCCUGAUUUUGACAGCUGUGGGACUACCUGCACAUAAUGCCUCCCUUCUGCUGGUCUUUGAGUGGUUUCUAGACCAUUUCACUACCAUAGUCAAUGUGCUAGGAGACUGUUUUGGUGUGGCUCUCAUCAAUCAUCUGUGCCAGGAUGAGAUCGUGAUCCUGGACAAAUCAUCAAGUUUGGAAGGAAUGCGUUCCACCAGGGAGCUCGAGCUGGACUUAUUCUGUUUGGAGCCCGAAGAAGAGUUCAUCCCUUCCUCUUCCUCAGGAUCCAUUUUAUCUAUGUGAGGGGAUCAUCUCAGCACCAUAUUAGCCCCAACGUAUUAAGCCUCAGGACAGGAAUGUCAGCAUCCUGGGGUGUCUGAGCUGAUCAUUUCUUUGUUUGAAUAUAAUUGUUGCUAGCAGGAUGGUGCCAUAGCAGUUUAUUCAUCUGUAUUUAGUUUCUGUUUUAUUUCAGUUUUUGCAACUUUUACAUUAUUUAUUUAUAUUCACUAAUUCAUUAACACUAUUCUAGAGUUUAUUGUUGUGUGCAAUGGCGUGUUUAC